CCACUAGUCAAAAAUAUGGGGGUCAAAAUUACUUACUGCUUUAUCGUUUUUCUUUUGUAAACAGAAGUCGCAUAAAGUGAACGGGCAGUAAAAGAAGAGAACAUAUGAACAGUCGAUCAAAUGUAUUUCUGACGCCUAGCGUUGAAUGCUUGAAGAUCAUAAUGGUAGCGUCCGUCUACCCCCGUUAUAGAAAAGUCCACGCAAGUAACGGAGAAACUUCACGAAUGUAAAUAAUAAGGGAACAAGGAGGAUACGUCCUCGCGCAUUCUUUCUAUUUUCAUCUUUUGACUAAUGUGAACAUGCCACGCAGAAAGCCUUUUAGUAACAAACAGAAAAAGAAGCAGCUCCAGGUGAAACGCGAGAAAAAGAGAGGAGAAACCGGUUCAAGUCACAGUAGCCGAAAUGCCAGUGUGGAGAGAGGACCUGGCAGAGACAGACAGUCGGAUACAUCAGACAGCGAGACGACAGACAUCAGGAGGAUCAACCAUCAGCCUGGCACCAGAGACGGCAGAUAUGACCCCAACAGAUUCCGUCUGCACUUUGAGAAGGAGAGCAAGGAGGAAGUGGAGAGGAGGAAAAAAAUAGCGAGGGAGAAAAUCCUGAAGCAGGUGGCAGAAAAGGAACUAGAGAUUGAUAUGAACCAGAUCUACCCAGAAGAGAAAGGACUGAAUUUCCCACGGCGGCCCUCAUGGCAUUACAACAUGCAACGAGAGGAGUUACUGCGGAAAGAGGAGAAGUCAUUUCUGGAGUAUCUGGAGGCUCUUCAGUCCAAGAACCCACCCGGUACCCUCAGCCACUUUGAGCACAAUCUCGAGACAUGGAGGCAGCUGUGGAGAGUAAUGGAGAUGUCUGAUGUCAUUCUCCUCAUAGUGGAUAUCAGAUACCCAGUGCUGCAGUUUCCUCCUGCUCUGUAUCACUACAUCACCGGUGAGUUAAAGAAGUACAUCAUCCUGGUGCUCAAUAAGGUGGACUUGUGCCCCUCCCCUCUGGUGUUGGCAUGGAAACACUAUCUGACUAAACAGUUCCCACACAUGCACUGUGUCUGCUUCACCUCGCACCCAGGACAACCCUACAGCACACUUCUACAGAAGAAGAGGAUGAGGAAGAAAGUAGGAUGGAAUGCUGGAGGCCCGAUCCACAUCAUGAGAGCAUGUCAGGAGAUCACAGCAGGAAGAGUGGAUUUGAGUAGCUGGGAGAAGAAGAUCCAGAGGGAUGCUGUUGCCGUGGGAACAGAGGGGGAUCAGGCUGAUGAUGGAUCGGAAUCUGUGUUGAUGGAGCAUCAUAGUGACGUUGCCAUGGAAAUGAACAGCCCCACGCAAGAACUUUAUAAAGAUGGAGUACUAACAUUGGGCUGCAUAGGUUUUCCUAAUGUAGGCAAAUCUUCAGUGCUAAACAGUCUGGUUGGCAGGAAGGUCGUGAGUGUGUCCCGAACCCCAGGUCACACUAAAUAUUUCCAAACGUACUACCUCACUCCCACUGUUAAACUGUGUGAUUGUCCUGGGCUUGUCUUCCCUUCCCAAGUGGACAAGCAGCUACAGAUCCUGGCUGGUAUAUAUCCAGUGUCCCAGCUGCAGGAGCCUUACAGUUCAGUAGGCUAUUUGUGUGAACGGACCAACUUCCUGCCUGUAUUAAAGCUGACACAUCCGGACCACAGCCCAGAAACCCCACACAACCCCAGCACACAGGACUGGACAGCAUGGGACGUGUGUGAAGCCUGGGCCGAGAGGAGAGGGUAUAAAACUGCUAAGGCGGCCCGUAACGAUGCCUAUCGAGCAGCCAACAGUCUCCUGCGUUUAGCCAUUGAUGGACGCAUGUGUCUUUGUCUGCAACCACCUGGAUACUCUCAGAGUAAAGAUGAAUGGGAAUCACACCCAGAACUGGCCGAGAUCAUCACUCUACAAGGAAGAAAGGAUGAAGAGGAUGAGUGUGGUGAGAGGGAAGAUGACGAGGGUGAAUCCAGCUCAGAGCUGGAGGAGGACAACGAUCGAGAUGCCGAUGAUGAUGAGGAUGCUGAUGGGGAUGAUGAAGAUGAUACCGUGAAGGCUGACAGGAAGGGCCUCACUCUCAACAUGUUCAGUGUGCUGGGAGAGAACGAGUGUGCGUGAGGAAUGAGAUCCAUGUUCAUGCAUUCCAGUUUUUUUUAUUUAUUACUGAUCUCUAUACGACUAUAUUAUUUCAAUCUGCAACGUGUCAAUCAAAGGACUGUAUAAAGUUUUGAAUUUAAACGCUACACAUUUAUUUUGCAUUUGACACUCAUUGUGUACUUACACAGCCCAUCGUAUAGACAACAAAUCCCCCAUUCUACCUAUUUUUGCUGGUUUUGUGUUUUUUCAGCCUCUCUGUGCCUCUGUAUCUUCCCUGCUUUUCAUUUAUCAUCAUCAGAAAAUCAUCAGAAUGCAUUGAAACCUUUUGUACCUCCUGCAUGCAGCCUUUUCCCUUUUUGAGAGGGCAGAAGGAAUGUCUAUACAACCAGUGAUUGUACAAUCAGUGUU
This is a messenger RNA of Sinocyclocheilus anshuiensis, 2492 nucleotides long. RefSeq names its product guanine nucleotide-binding protein-like 1. Bases 300 to 2105 code for a protein of 601 amino acids. The transcript is spliced from 12 exons. NCBI's taxonomy places the organism in Eukaryota, Metazoa, Chordata, Actinopteri, Cypriniformes, Cyprinidae. Gene Ontology annotation, molecular function: GTPase activity; GTP binding. The record is from RefSeq and is a predicted model, not a curated record.